ACAUAGCAAUGAAAUAUAGGACAUUGAUAUUCUACCCUCACGUCAAUAUCACUUUAUAAUGAAAGCUCACGUAUUCCGUAGAAGGGUAUAAUCUAUUGUAUGAGGUUGUCGUCCGCAAUGUCAAUAUUUAUUGCUGAAAUGUCAACUUGAGAAGUCAGUCGUGAGAGUAUGUGUAUAUUUGUUUAGAAUAGAAACCAAAUACUGAGAAUUCAUCAAAUAAUCUCACUGGAUUAUUCCUUCCGUUUCUGAUUGAUUUACCUAGAUGUCGUCUGCUACCCUGGCGUCCUCGUCGUCUGCUCCUACAUCUGGCACGAUGAACAAGAUUGAUGAAGAAGAAAAGGAGGAGGAACCGCCGACGUUCAUUACUGUUUUAUUUGGAGAUAAUCAAAAAGCCAUAUUCAACCCGAGAUGUCGGAGCCAAAUCUUAUUAGAGUUCAUCAGACGCAAAUGUAAUUGUGAGAACGAAGCAGCUAUUGACCUAAUCGACUUUGAGGGAGUAGUGAAGAAUCUUUCGUCUGCCAAACUAUUUGAUUACGCUCAUGAACACCAGUCUGUCGGGAGCAGGGAGAGUUAUGUCUUGGUCAGGGUAGAGAGCGAAAAAAAGUACAACGGAAAGAGAGAAAAAGAACAGACGAAAUUUGUGCCGUUAUUGAAUAAUUUGGAGGCGGUGAAUCCUGAAUUACACGAUAAAUUGAACAAUAUUGUAGUUGAACGGCCCAAAACCAGAGAAGACAAGUCGAAGAAUCUUACAAAGCCGGCGCCGAAAACUCGACAAGUGAAUCCGCCAUCAAGUAAACGGAUGUCACCACCGGCAGGAUCGCGUCGAGGAUCACGGAAUCUAAAAAUCAACUGACUAAGACACUUCACAACAGACAUUACAUCACAGCAGUGUCUUCUACUAGCCAGGACAAUGUCACAACCUUUGCUGUGUCUUCGAUGAAAAUCCGAUCAUGUGACCAUUUGCCUUGGAAUUCAAGGUCCAUGGAUAUUUUGGUAUCUUUCAUUGCUAGUUGAUGAAGUUGUCUAGUCGGUAUCAGUCAGACGGUGGUAAUACUGCAUACUAGUACUUUACUGCUAGACCGUCAGUCAAUCGUCCUGUAUGUCGUUGUUCGCAGGUCAGCCUAUCUUCAUUAGUUGUGCCACCAUUAGUUGUGCCGCCUGGUGGGAAAUUUACCAGACAGCUUUAUCAGAGAUCAUCCAGUCUACCUCUUAGAUAUUAACAAACAUAUUAUGUAUUGCAGCGCGUCCUCAGAAGUGUCAGCUCCGUCAUAACGUCCAUAUUUAAGGUUAAUUUAUUUGAAGUCAUGUCAAAAUAAAAUAUUUCUAUUUUUCA
Messenger RNA from Lineus longissimus, 1333 nucleotides. RefSeq lists its product as uncharacterized. The coding region runs from base 263 to 853 and encodes 196 amino acids. NCBI's taxonomy places the organism in Eukaryota, Metazoa, Nemertea, Pilidiophora, Heteronemertea, Lineidae. The record is from RefSeq and is a predicted model, not a curated record. The transcript is spliced from 5 exons.